ACACCUUGCGUAUCCUAUACUAGACUGUUGCUUGGCAGUACUAUUACGUACAGUUUCAGCAGCUUCUGAGAAUCUAAUCUCUCUCUCUCUCUCUCUCUCUCUCUAAGCGAUAGUUGAAUCCAUAGCCCCAAUCAUGAAUUUCUGGAGAUCCAUUCUGUCAGAGGACCCGGAUCCUCCACUGAACGACAACUCCCAUAACUCCCCACCCGAAUCCCCCACAAACCCACCUCAACAACCCGACAACGACGACCACCACAACCACUCAGAUCAGGCGCCUCCCAGUUCCAACACCGGUACCGGUAGCGGGUGGGACUUCGGAGGUCUAAUCAAGACCAUCGCAACCCGAUCCGAAUCCGUCAUCGAGACCUACCGCCGCGACCUCAAGGAAUUCCAGUCGGGUCUCCAGAAGGAAACGGAGGCGUUCCGCGAGGCUGCCGGCCACGUCGUGAAGGAUCUCCCCGCCUCGAUCGACGGCGUGUGGAAAUCGACGGCCGAGAUCAUCUCGCACGGUAAGGAAACCCUACUCGCACCCUCCGAUAGCGAAUCGGAUUCCAGUUCGUUGAAUUUAAGUAAUCGGGGCUUGAGUUCUAAUAAGUACAGUAGAUUUAAUGCGCAAUUGCAGUCGAUUCAGAGUGAUUUGAAUACUUACUGCGAAGAACCGGAGGAUUUAGAAGAUUAUGCGAAGUGGAAAUUAGGGUUUGUGUUGGAGGAUAAGAGUGAGGAAAUUAGGGCUUGUGUUGAAGAAAAUGGGAAUAUGGAGGGUAUUUAUAAUAGGGUUGUGCCGGAUGUGGUUGAUCGCGAUUCAUUUUGGUUUCGGUAUUUCUAUAAGGUGGAUAAGCUUAAGCAACAGGAGAAUGUGAGAGCUAAUCUUGUUAAGCGAGCGAUUUCAACUGACAUGGAUGAGGAAUUGACUUGGGAUGUGGAGGAUGAGGACAACAACGAUGAUGAAGAGACUAGUGGGCUGUCGAAAGGAAAUGAGGUGGGAAAUAAGGAUUUGGGUAUUAAAAAAGUGUCCGAAGUUGUGAUGGAAAAUAAGGAAUUGGGUAGUGAAGAAGUGCGCGAAGUUGUGAAGGAGGGGAGUGGGAUUAAUGAAGAAGAAGUUGGGAUGUCUAAGAUUGUUGAGGGCAAUGUGGGUAAUGUGAAUAAGGUAAGUGUUGUGGAAAUAAGUGUUAAAGACGAGGAGCAAAUUUCUGAAGUGAAUGUUGGUGAGUCGGUAUCGGUAUCUGAUGAGAAGGUGGAUUUAGAAGGGAAGGUUGAUAGUGUUGAUUCUUGUAAAGAUAGUGAUGUUUCGAUUGUGUCGACUCAGCCGUCAUUGCCUGAGGAGGAAGACCUUGGGUGGGAUGAGAUUGAGGAUCUCGGUAGCGUUGAUGGAAAGAAAGAAAGGAAUGAUGGGAGCCCCAAUGUAUCUGAACUGAGGAAGAGGCUGAGCGCGGCAGAUGAGGAUGAGGAUUUGAAUUGGGAUAUUGAAGAUGAUGAUGAUGGGGCUGUCUCAAAGCCUGACUCCAAGUAGUAAAUUGUUCUAUUGCAAGAACACUACUACUGAAUGUAUACAGGAGUGUGUUCUGUUAUGUUUCACAUUAUAACCGUGUUAAGUUGCAUAGCGUGGUGGGUUUCUUCAUUAUGUAUUUGGUUUAUGAAGCAAAAUCAUUCAUUCAUUCUGUUAUUGUUGUGUAUAGUACCGGGAGUUGAAGUAUAUUUGAUUUCAAUAAUAAUGGAAACCUCUACGUUUAUAUA
Molecule: messenger RNA, 1734 nt
Organism: Rhododendron vialii
Lineage: Eukaryota; Viridiplantae; Streptophyta; Magnoliopsida; Ericales; Ericaceae
Exons: 1
Coding region: 134-1510 (458 amino acids)
Cellular component (GO): cytoplasm
Source: RefSeq, a predicted model, not a curated record